This is a messenger RNA of Phlebotomus argentipes, 3452 nucleotides long. RefSeq names its product protein artichoke (gene ltl). The coding region runs from base 265 to 2370 and encodes 701 amino acids. NCBI's taxonomy places the organism in Eukaryota, Metazoa, Arthropoda, Insecta, Diptera, Psychodidae. Gene Ontology annotation, molecular function: protein binding. Gene Ontology annotation, cellular component: extracellular matrix. The record is from RefSeq and is a predicted model, not a curated record. The transcript has 5 exons.
CUCGUGGACAUGAGGCGCUGUGGACGCUAAAUCAGCACAUCUCUCUGGGUUUACUUGGUGGAAUUUCAAGGAAGAUUAUCUCAGUGGGGCUCUGUGGAGUCUCUUGGGCCCCGUGGAGACGUGUGCCAGUGGUGAUUUUGAUCCCCGAGACUUUGUGUGUCCUGGAAUUGUGUGUUGUGAUUUUGCAAUCAGUGCGAAGAAUAGUGAAGUGUGUGAGGAUUUGCCAGUAAGACAAGCGAGAGAAAGGAUCCUCGCGAAGGCACAAUGGCCACGCUGUUGUACACCAUCUUCGGCAUUACGGCCGGAGCCUCGCUGCAUUGCGCCGUGAGGCGGGAAAUAUCGCCGUGCACGUGUGCACCCCAUGAGACAUUUCCCAAUAGCAUUGUGGUGACCUGCGAACGGAUGGAGACAUUCAGUCAGGUCGUGGACGCUCUCCAGGAUCGCUUUCAGAUGGACGCCGUCAUUUCGCUGACAAUCACUCACUCGCAACUUGAGGACUUGGAGGCGCGGGCGUUUUGGGAGAUGAAUAUGAAUGUGAAAAAUCUACGACUCAACUUUGAUAAUCUCACGCACCUUCCGGAGUCCAUGUUCUACAACAUGUCGCGAACGGAGUUCCUCAGCAUCUCGGACAACAAUCUGGAGGUCGUUCCGGCGCACAUUUUCAAGCACAUGCCGACAUUGGGGACACUGGACAUUGCGCGAUGUCGACUGCAGCACAUCAGGAGCGAGGACUUCCGGUCGCUGAAGAAGCUCCGCCACUUGGUGCUGGCGUCGAAUCAGAUCAAGCGCAUCGACACGGGCGCCUUUCCGCCCAACAUCGUGACUCUGCACAUCGGCAGGAAUAAUCUGGCCACGCUCAAUGGGACGCUGCGUCACUUGAAUGAAUUGAAGUUAUUGUUCAUCAAUUCAAACAAUUUGACCACACUGGAGGACGAGCUGCCGCCAACGUCUCCCAGUCUCAUUCUCGCCCAAUUCAAUCGCAUUCGCGCUCUCCCGCAGAGUUUCAGGAACCUCCCGCUGGACGCACUCUACAUGCACGACAACGAGCUGAGCUCGUUUGAUGGCAUCCUGAAGACGGCCAAGAAUCUGCAGAAGUUCAUUGCGCACAACAACUACAUCGAGUACCUCGCCGAGGAUGAGUUUCAGGAGGCCGAGAGUCUGGAGGAUCUUCAGCUGAGUUGCAAUCACAUCCGCGCAAUUAACGGCUCCUUGUUGCCCAUCAGGAAGCUCCGGUCGGCGAACUUCACCGUGAAUUACCUCACGGAGUUCUCCCUGAAGGAGAUCCGUGGUCUGGACGAUCUGCGCAUCCUCGAUCUGUCUUUCAACAAGAUCGAGAAGCUGGCCGGGCGCAUGGACAAUCUCGUGGAGCCGGAUUCGUUGAUUGUUGAGCUGCACCUCGAGUACAAUUUACUGAGGUCAUUGGAUGGCAAUUUGAUGGGUCUGAAUCGACUCCGGAUACUCAAUUUGUCCAACAAUCGCCUCCAGAGCAUCUCGCCGGAUGAUCUAAUUGGCCUGGAGGAGCUGGAGCACCUGGAUGUGUCCUUCAAUCGGCUCAAGACACUCGAAGAGACAUCCAAGACCUAUUUGCCAUCGCUUCAAUUCUUGAAUGCCUCGUUCAAUUUGCUCACGGAGAUGAAGAAUGAUUUUCACGGAUUGCCAAUUCUCUGUAUGGCCGAUCUUUCCAACAACAACAUCAGCAUCAUUUCCAAGGACCUCGUCGCCAACACACGCUGCAGCAACCACGGAGUGCCGAAUAAGCUCGAGAUCUUGCUUCAAGAGAAUCCAGUGUUAUGUAAUGAAUCUCUCACGGAUCUGGUGACUGCCAUGGAGGAGCAACACGCAAGGAUUCUCGGAGUGGCGCACUGCAUUGUGCCCCAAGAGAUCGCUCUGGACAAUCCAAUCAUGUUGCCGCCUUUGCCACUUCUGCCCAAGAUCGUGCAGAAGCCCGUGUCGAUUGUGCCGAACUCCAUCAUGCAAUCGCCGCCAUCCAUUGUGCAGGUGAUCGUGCCCAGUCCGGUGGUCAUCCCAGUGGCGCAGCCUCUCAUCAGCGGCACCACAACACUGGCGCCCACGACAACCGCGGCGGCCACGACCACGCCUCGGCCGCAGGAGGACACGACCACUGAGGCGCAGCAGUUGCUCAGCACGGCGUCCGAGGUUGCCGCGGAAGUGGUGAGGAUCACAGAGGAAUCGCCCACGACGACAGAAAGGAGUCCGCCAGUGACAGCAGAGGCGUCCUCCACGCCAGCGCCGCAGGUAAUCGUGCAGGGGCUGCACGAGAUGACACACCAAGUGGCGCCGGAGCCGGAGGAGCCCCCCGAAACGCUACAGGACGAGGGGGCGCCACCCGAGAGGUUACCCAGCGAUUGAGGAGGGACGCACACUGACUUCGAACGACAACCAACUAACACUCUCUUAGGAAUUUUACGUAAUACAAAAAAUGUCUUUUCUGUAGGACAGUAGAGGUGAUUAGAGAGAUAGAAGGAGAUGAGAUGACAUGGAUAGAGAUUAGAGAAUAUCGCGUCACUCCUCUAUUCACACUCUCGCACUCUCAAGCACGAAAGCCGCUGCAUCACAUUGUCUUUCUUCAUCUUCAUCAGCACUUUCAUCUUCUCAUCUUGAAUUCUGAGAAAUUUUGCAUAAAGACUUGCAGAAUUCUGCCUAACGACGAACUAAAGAGUGUUAAAAACACAUUAACACCCGCGGUCUGGAGAAUACCAUUGGAGAGCAGAGAAGAGAGGCUCUGAGUGUGAAUGAAGGAGUGAAGAUUUGAUAGGGAAAAAUUAAGAGAGUCUAUUAUUUAAAUGUGUUAAAAUCUUUUAAUCUUAUUUUAGCUGCAAUACUCCCUUUUUCACAUGCUCUAAAAAAAAUUUCAUCACGUAAAACAGAAAGAAAUUUAAAUUCUUAAUUUGUAUCCUUUUUCUUGUAUUUGUCAUAACUCUGUAAAUGUUUUUUUUCCUUCUUUUACUCCAUUUAGAAUUCUUAGAACUCCUAGAAAUUCAGUUUCAUUUUUUAUAAGCCUUUUUUGUCGAGUUUAAUCCUAUAUAAUGGAGAAAAUUUGGAUGGAAAUAUUUGUUAAUUGUAUAGUACAAGAGUUAGAGGAGGUGAGAAAAAAAUAUUCCCACAUUUUUCUUUCAAAGUCCUUUCUUUGUCAUUUUUUUUAGUAUUUGAAUCAUGCUUUUUCUUUCUCUUUUUUUAUACUUCAUAACGUGGGAAGAUUUUUCUACUGAUUAAGGAAUAAUAAUUGCUAGAGAAACGAUGAGAUAUUAUUUGUGAAGCAAGUUAAAUAUUUUUUGUGUGUUAUAGAACAAAAAGUGAGACAAAACAAGCAGAUGAGAAAUCAUCUCUGAGAUGGACCUUAAAAAGCAAAAGAAACCCGUAGAAAUUGUCAAUAAGAGUAUUUAAACAAAAAAAAAGUGCAUAAAAUAAAAGAUAUUUUAGACACAACUUAA